AUGGCCUCCUAUCAUUCCCAGCCCUACCAGAGCCAUGCCGCCCAACCUCGGCCUGUAACUUCAUACAGCCCGGUUGCUGCAUUGAAUGCACCGGCUGGGACAUUUUUGCCCAACACCAAAGUCCAGGUUGGUAGCCACCGAGUCGUCGUUGAGAAAUACCUAUCCGAAGGUGGAUUCGCCCAUGUCUACGUCGUACGUCUUUCGCAGCCCGUCGAUGGCUCCGAUAAGGCGGUUUUGAAGCGAGUGGCCGUUCCAGAUAAGAUUGCACUUGCCAACAUGCGCACCGAGGUCGAGACAAUGAAGAAGCUGAAAGGCCACCGCCACAUUGUCAAGUACAUUGACUCCCAUGCGUCCCAGCUCAAAGCCGGCGGAUACGAAGUGUUCCUUCUGAUGGAAUACUGUGCGGGUGGAGGAUUGAUUGAUUUCAUGAAUACGCGGCUGCAAAACCGUUUGACGGAACCAGAGAUUAUCAAGAUCUUUUCCGAUGUGGCCGAAGGUGUUGCUUGUAUGCAUUACCUUAAGCCUCCUCUACUGCAUCGAGAUUUGAAGGUGGAAAAUGUUCUCAUCUCUCGUCAUGGGAAUUCCGUUAUUUACAAGGUCUGUGAUUUCGGGUCUGCUGCUCCGCCGCGCCCUGCCGCUACCUCGGCUGCAGAAGGUCGCUUGAUUGAGGACGAUGUACAACGACAUACAACCUUACAAUAUCGAAGUCCGGAGAUGAUUGACGUUUAUCGCAAACAACCGAUUGAUGAGAAGAGUGAUAUCUGGGCGCUGGGAGUCCUCCUGUACAAGCUCUGCUACUACACCACACCAUUUGAGGAGGUUGGACAGAUGGCGAUUCUCAAUGCUUCCUACAAGUUCCCUUCAUAUCCUCCAUUUUCGAGCCGGCUGAAAAUGCUAAUCUCCUCGAUGCUUCAGGAGAGCGCGCAAAAGCGCCCAAAUAUAUACCAGGUUCUGCGUGAAGUCUGCCAAAUGCAAGGAAGAGAAGUGCCGAUCAAAGAUAUCUAUGCCCAUCGCUCGACUUCGGAAGCACGCCGAUACCAGGAGCUCCCGCCAUCCCCAACAGAAGCACCGCAAGUAGGUGCCGUAUUUUCUCCGCCUAUCCAGGAGACUCAGAUUAGCAUUCCUGAGAUUGCUCCGAUGCGUCGUGGGCGGCCAACGAGACCUGAUGCCUCUCAACACAACUCCGCACGUCCAAGUCCAUCGCCCUUCCGGGGAGCAUCCACAGAUCCGUUCGCUGCGCUGGAUGGUAAAAAGCCUCAAGAGCCCGGCGAUGAAUUCUCGGAUAGGUUCCCUUCGCUCGACCAGUUUAACAUCUUGCACGAGACGAAAAGCAAGUUCGAUUUUGAGCCGAGUACCGCAGAUCGAAACGAGGACGAAAGACUUGCUCAAAGGCUUACCAAUGCCCUGGCCGAUGAGGCGUUUGCCAAGCGCUCGCCACUGCCUCGAGAGACUGCCUCGGAGCCUGCCAGCAGUCACACGCAACCGCCAACAUUGAAGACCUCGUCUCCUGUAGAAUACAAUCAUUAUCGCGAUGAGUCCUCGAGGCAAGCACCGCUUUAUCAACCAGCACCACAAAGGCCUACCAUGGUCUCCACCGGUACCAUGACCUCACCGCCACAAAGUCCAGGGCUGUCGGAGUUGAAACCACCCAGUCGUCCAAUCUACAGGUUCCCGUCGUCGGAGAAACAGCCGCAAAUAUCAGACAAUGAAAAGAGAAAAUCCAGGUCGGGCGUAUCGCCUGUCUCGUCGAAGUUGGAGGUAGACCCGAGGAUCUCCUCAGACAGACUAUCCAAUGUAUCGGCAUCCCCGCAACCUUCGAUGGAGGCUCUUCGGCCGUUGCAGCCGGAAGCUGACCACUCCUUGCCUCGAUCAAGAUCCUCCAACAAUAGGUCUCGCCCCGUAUCAAUGCACGCAGGCACGAAGCUUGAGCUUCCGCCACGUGCCGCGGACAGCGCUCGCUCAUCACUUGAUUCGCCAAAAUCACCUUAUGAUGAUGGGUUGCCGCUGCAGCAUGCGCGGACUGAAGUGGACUAUGAUCGAAGUAAUAUAUCCUCGGAUGUAGAUUUUUUGCGGGCGAAGGAGGAGGAGUCUAUUCGGAAGCGCGAGAAGCGUUAUAGCGGGAGUUCUUCGAAACAUACGAAGCGCUCCAGUCUGUCAACAUUGUCUCUUUCCGGUACUAAGACACUACUGGCGGGUCGGUUUGGUGACGCCUUCCGCCGCUUCGAGGGGAGCCAAGACAACAAAGCUCAGUCUCCGGGCAAGGAAGACUUUCCCAAGCCAUUACUGUCCCCAGUGCCGGGCUCUGAAACGGCCGGUGAAUCCAUCAUUUACCCAGGUGAUGAUGAUGAUGAUGAUGAUGAUGACGACGACGACAUCUCACCUGAGAUGCGCCGUGAGCUCGAACGCCGGCGUCUCUCGCAGGAAGAGAAGCGUGUGGCCAAUGCUGCUGCCGAAUACCGCCGCCGAGUGGCUGAGCAAGGAGAGGGAGGCAGGAGAUCGGCGAACGACGUGACCCGCUCCCCUGCAAUCUUGAAUAGGGUGCAAACGCUACUUGGUGAAGCCAGCAAGCCUCCACCACCAAAAACCGCCACAGGAUAUGGGAAAUAUACGGAAUCUUCCGAUCCUGCUUUGCAGGCAAAGCAGCAGGAAGGGCAACCACGACCCAACACACGUGGCGGUGCUGCACCUCCUUCAGCGCCGAAACAAGAAAUACCAUCAGCAGGAUAUGCGGCCACACAGCGCACGGGGCCGCGGCCUGCAGCGCCUCCAAAGCCGCAGAGCCUCCGUAGCGGAAAUACUGGCACAGACCCAACCGCACUCAGCGGCUUUGAUCGUCUCCCAAACCAACCAGCACAAGGAAUCCCCGCAAGCCCAGGCGAUGACUGGGAGAAGAACUUUAGCCGGCGAUUUCCGAGUCUUUCUGGGCUAGAAAUGGUAGAGACAGAGAUCGAGGCGCCCAAAUUCCCGACCGUGCGGACCAAGGAAGUGUAAGCUAUCCGUGCCAUCGCCUGCACAUACUUUCAUCAUUCUGCUUAGAUUAGCCAUACAUUGUUUCUUCCAUUCAUUUGGGUCUUUGGUGCUCGGAGCGGGGUCGCAUAUGUAUUGCAGGAAUUGACCAUAUCUGCUUUGUUUAUGUUGGUCUGAUAGACCGGUUUUAAUGUCCGCUGUGUACAUGUACCUAGCAUACUUAUAUAUAACCCCAGAUCCAUCUGGGAUGAUUUCGAGG
Molecule: messenger RNA, 3226 nt
Organism: Aspergillus nidulans FGSC A4
Lineage: Eukaryota; Fungi; Ascomycota; Eurotiomycetes; Eurotiales; Aspergillaceae
Product: putative serine/threonine protein kinase
Exons: 3
Coding region: 1-2991 (996 amino acids)
Cellular component (GO): cytoplasm
Molecular function (GO): transferase activity; kinase activity; protein serine/threonine kinase activity
Source: RefSeq, a predicted model, not a curated record